Molecule: messenger RNA, 6069 nt
Organism: Mercenaria mercenaria
Lineage: Eukaryota; Metazoa; Mollusca; Bivalvia; Venerida; Veneridae
Product: caspase-3-like
Exons: 8
Coding region: 202-1455 (417 amino acids)
Biological process (GO): regulation of apoptotic process; proteolysis
Molecular function (GO): cysteine-type endopeptidase activity; protein binding
Source: RefSeq, a predicted model, not a curated record
GUUAAAUGUUUAUAUGAACAUGUAUAUUCACGCUUGAAGUUUACAUAUAUUAUAUCCGGAUAAAGGAUUAUCUAGUAUACAGUGACUGAAAAGCUUUUAUAACAAAAUUUAACAGUAACCUAUUUUAGAGAAAAUUCAUAAAUAUCAAGGAAGUAAUUUGUGACUUAAAAAAACUUAACAGUGACCUAUAUUUUUGUUGCAAUGGCUCUAGAUCCAGUAACCACACGUCAUAAACUAUUGCUUACAACGAUAUCCGAUGAACUUGGCAGUCAGGGAGACGAAUACGACAGUUUCGUUGAACAUUUUAAAGGAUAUGUACCGCGCGGCUUGCUUCAGUCAAAGAAAACUUUACUAGCCAAGUUCGAUGCUUUAGCAUCUAAAGGACAUUUAGGACCAGGAAAGUAUGAUGUUCUGAAAAAGAUUUGCGAAAACAGUGGUAAUAUUGACAUACUAGAGUUGGUACAAAAGGCAGAAGCAGACAUAAACGAAAUCUUAAAUACAGGGACAGAAAGAAACAGCCGUCAGACCACCACAGACACAGGUCAGCCAGCUUUAAGGCAAGCUCCACUUCAAUCACCUCCAGUGCAGGAGACUGUAAAUGGUACCGCAGGGCCGUCUGCUAAAAAAGCACGAAAAGAGGUAGAUAGCUCAGAUCCGCUAUAUUACAUGGACCGCGAAGAACAUGGUUACUAUGACAACUCAGGGAAAACUGGCAUCCUCCUCAUUCUUAACUCGUAUGAAGAUAGAAAAGGCACAGAACAUGAUGUAGAAAAACUGAAAGGCUUCUUUGGCGGUAAAGGGUUACGUUUCGAAGUGUUCGAUCCUAGAGAAAACGCAACACAAGAUUUAACUACAGAAGAAGUGGAUGAAGUUCUACGCGACGUACGAUCAAGACUGAAUGGUCCCCUUGCAACACAUUAUUACUGCUUUAUUUGUGUAAUAAUGAGCCAUGGAAAUGAGGAUGGUAUAAAGACGAAGAAUGGCAUUAUAUCAGUUGAGAAUAUCCGUCAAUUUUACAACAACAAAAAUAUGCCUAAAUUUGCAGGUAGACCUAAAGUUUUCUUCAUCCAGGCAUGUAGAGGAUCUGCGCAACAGGAUUCACAAGAAAUAGAUGAUGCAGAUGAUGAGAAAAGACCAGAAGCUGGACAGAACGAUACCGAAGAUGAAUCCGAUGAAAUUAUUCACGUCCCAACUGAUGCUGACACAUUACUGGCUUAUGCAACAACAUUGGGCUACAAAUCGUUUCGAAGACGUGGCAUUGGUUCCUGGUUUAUCACAGAAUGUAUAAACGUGUUUGAAAAGUACCAUAAGAAGGAUCAUUUGGAGGACAUGCUCAUCACAGUGCGAGAGAACGUGGCAUUGCGCUGGACAAAAGACGAUGGGGCAAAGCAGAUGCCUUGUGUUUGGAGUACAUUGACAAAACGACUCAAGUUAACGGAAAAUAACACAUCGUAGUUCUGUAUAAUAGACUGAGCCUAUAUGAUGCUGCAUAAAAAUGUAUGACCAUUGUUUGGAAGACAGGUCCUUUUUAAACUAGUUCAAUAUAUAAGGAAUAACUUUACUCUUUUUACUAUUUUCUGUACUAGUGUGAUAUUAACUGGUGAUUUUAAUUAAUUCAAUUCAUUCAUUUCUCGUAGGAGAUAUUACAUGAUAAGCUGAGGAAUAACAUACAGUGUUAUAAUAAAUGAGGCGGCAAACAUACAUAUUAACAUAAUCGUGCUCGUAAUGUGUAAGCUGUGGCACAUUAUGGCUCAAUAGCAGUGGAUUGUUGAAUUGAAAAUCCCGCAAACAAGUGCUUGUAUCCGUGCGGGGAAAAUGAUAUUACAUAUUUAUACACAGAACUACAUGUUAGUUUUUAGACUAGGUCGUCUCUAAAGAACUAAGAAAUUCGAUUCAAACAUUCAUUAAUUUUACAAUAAUUCUUAUUCGCGGGAAUCCUUAUUUCUAUAGUCAUUGGAAAUAUCCAGUUGAAUAUAAUAAGUAUAAAAUACAUCUCACUUUAUUCAGUAAAUAGAUCGGGCAACAAUACGAAAAUGCCACUUAAUUGCCUCUUCUAGGAGAGAACAAAAGAUGUUCUGUUCUGUUCUGUUUGUAAUUAUACCAUGUUGUAGCCUAGAUUUUAUUGCAGUGACCGUUGCUUGUAGGUUUCAAUUAUUAUAUAUGCACAGUUUUAGUUGUAUCGGUUUUAGUUUUAUGGCGGAUAUGAGUGUUAUGUGUAUGUUUGAUUUUGAUGACCAGCAUAAUGUUAUAGUACACACAGUAUCAUUUAGAAUGUGUAAUCGACGUUUAGUUUUAUUCACCUUUAUGGAAUUUCAUAGAUUUGUCUGAUUUAUUUCCUAUGGUAAAUGGUGUCAUUUUUCCCAACACACGAUGGGUGAAAGUGGAAGGGAUCUCAGUGCGCAAUAAAGCAUUCCGCUUUCACCACUCGGUGUUCUCUAGAGCUUACUAUUAUUCACAACAAGUGCAUAUAUCAGUAUUUAUUUUGAGAGUUGAUCUCUUAUUUGACUUAUGAAGUAGUCUUUUAGAACGUAACAGCUCAAUGAAGUGCAUUCUGUUUGUUAUAUCUGUUACAUAUUUAAGUUUGUUAGCCCACCAUCAUCAGAUGGUGGGCUAUUCAAAUCACUCUGCGUCCGUGGUCCGUCGUCCUUCCGUCAGUCCUUCCGUCCGUUAACAAUUUCUCGUUAUCACGUCUCCUCAGAAACUACCAGGGGGAUUUUGACCAAACUUUGUCAGAAUGAUGUAUUGGUAUCCUAGUUUUGUCCCUCUGAAAAUCAGACUGGUUCAACAAUUUUUUAGUGAGUUAUGGCCCUUUGUUUAUUUCUAUAAUUUACAUAGAUUUAUAUAGGGAAAAACUUUGAAAAUCUUCUUGUCCAAAACCACAGAGCCUAGGGCUUUGAUAUUUGGUAUGAAGCAUCAUCUAGUGGUCCUCUACCAAGAUUAUUCAGAUUAUUUCCCUGGGGUCUAAUAUGGCCCCGCCCCAGUGGUCACAUGGUUUAUAUAGACUUAUAUAGGGAAAAACUUUGAAAAACCUCUUGUUCAAAACCACAGGGCCUAGGGUUUUGAUAUUUUGUAUGUGACAUCAUCUAGUGGUCUUCUACUAAGAUUGUUUAAAUUAUCCCCCUAGGGUCAAAUAUGGCUCCGCCCUGGGGGUCACAUCGUUUACAUAGACUUAUAUAGGGAAAAACUUUGAAAAUCUUCUUGUCCAAACCACAAAGCCUAGGGCUUUGGCAUUUGUAAUGUAGCAUCAUCUAGUGGCUCUCUACCAAGUUUGUUCAAAUUAUCCCCCUAGGGUCAAAUAUGGCCCCGCCCUGGGGGUCACAUGGUUCAUAAAGACUUUUAUAGGGAAAAGCUUUUAAAAUCUUCUUGUCAAUAACCUACAACAUUCAAAUUUGGACCACAUGUAUGAUUUUGAGUGGCAAGAUGAACCUUAACAUGAGUUGACCUUGAUUUUGACCUAGUGACCUACUUUCACAUUUCUGUAGCUACAUCCUUCAAAUUUGGAUCACAUGCAUAGUUUUAUGCACUGAAAAAAACUUUGACCUUGACAUUGACCUAGUGACCUACUUUCACAUUUUUGAAGGUAUAGGCUUCAAAUUUGGACCACAUGCAUAGUUUCUUGUUCUGAAAUGAAAUAUGAGCUUGAUUUUGACCUAGUGACCUACUUUCACAUUUUUCAAGCUACAGCCUUCAAAUUUGGACCACAUGCACAGUUUUGUGUACCAAAACAAACUUUGACCUUUACAUUGACCUAGUGACCUACUUUCACAUUUUUGAAGGUACAGGCUUCAAAUUUGGACCACACGCAUAGUUCUGUGUUUCGAAAUAAAAUUUGACCUUGAUCAACCUAGUGACCUACUUUCACAUUUCUCAAGCUACAGCCUUCAAAUUUGGACCACUUGUAUAGUUUUGUGUACCGAAAUGAACUUUGACCUUAAGAUUGACCUAGUGACCUACUUUCACAUUUCUAUAGCUACAGGCUUCAAAUUUAGACCACUUGCAUAGGAUUGUGUACCGAAACAAACUUUGACCUUGACAUUGACCUAGUGACCUACUUUCACAUUUUUGAAGGUACAGGCUUUAAAUUUGGACCACAUGCAUAGAUUUGUGUUCUUAAGUGUAAUUUGACCUUGAUUUUGACCUAGUGACCUAUUUCAACAUUUCUCAAGCUAAGCCUUCAAAUUUGGACCACUUGCAUAGUUUUGUGUACCGAAAUGAACUUUGACCUUAAGAUUGACCUAGUGACCUACUUUCAAAUUUCUCAAACUACAGCCUUCAAACUUGAUGCACAUGCAUAGUUUUGUGUAUAAAGAACUUUGUCCUUGAAAUUGAUCUAGUGACCUACUUUCACAUUUCUGAAGCUACAGCUUUUGAAUUUGGACCACAUGCACAGUGUUGUGUACGGAAAUGAAAUUCGACCUUGAGCUAGUCAGUAAGUCUUGAAAUUUGGAACACUCAAAAAUGGCACAUUGGUGGGCGCCAAGGUCACUCUGUGAUCUCUUGUUACAUCUUAUUACCAAUGUCUCAUGCUGUUAAUUUGUAUGUUUAAUAUAAUUGUUUAAAGGCAGCAACUAAACAAUAACCUUUGAUCUCGGGCGUGUUCUGUUUUACUUGGGGACACAAUAUUAAAACGUUAGUAAUUCAGUGUUUUUUUAUAUUCAACAAGACGAUUGCAUGCAUUUGUAUUUCACUGUCACCCGUAGAAUUAUAUUUCAUAGGAUGACAAGUCCGAAAUUUAUAUUUUGUCUUUUACUUAACUGUAAAUCAUUAUACCUCCGUACAGAGUAUUUCGAAAUAAAAUGCACACUCUAACAGAAAACAUAAAUCUUUGAUAUCUUAAAAGUUAACAUGUUUAUACAAUAGUGAUACAAUACUGACUUGCCUGUCUAGCAUAUUAAAAUUCAGUAUUAUAAUAACAGGACGAUAUAUAACUUUGUAUUGUAUCAAUUUGGUUCAAAUAAUCAAUUUUAUUUCAAAAUGAUAUGGAGGUAUAUAAAUUAUGACCUGCAGCUUUAUAUAACCUUUUAUUAGCUCGACUUUUCGAAGAAAAAGUAGAGCUAUUGUACUCGCCCCGUCGUCGGCGUCGCUGUUGGUUGAAGUUUUUGAUAAAGUUAAAUAUCUCUGUUACUAUCAAAGCUAUUGACUUGAAACUUAAAAUAGUUUUUUACUAUCAAAGUCUACACCAGGAGAAACAAUCCCCAUAACUCUGGUUUGAAUUUUGACAGAAUUAUGCCCCCUUUUAACUUAGAAGUUUUGGUUAAAGUUUUUGAUAAAGUCAAAUAUCUCUGUUACUAUCAAAAGCAAUUGACUUGAAACUUAAAAUACUUAUUUACCAUCAAAGUCUACACCAGGAGAAACAAUCCCCAUAACUCUGUUUGAAUUUUGACAGAAUUAUACCCCUUUUUAACUUUUUAAAAUUUAAAAUUUUUGAUAAAGUCAAAUAUCUCUGUUACUAUUAAAGCUUUUGACUUGAAACUCAAAGUAGUUAUUUACUAUCAAAAUUUUCACCAGGAGACACAAUUCCCAUAACUCUGAUUUGAAAUUUGACAGAAUGAUGCCCCUUUUUAACUUAGAAUUUUUGGUUAAAGUUUUUGAUAAAGUCAAAUAUCUCUGUUACUAUCAAAGCUUUUGACUUGAAACUUAAAAUACUUAAUUACCGUCAAAGUCUACACCAGAAGAAACAAUUCCCAUAACUCUGGUUUGAAUUUUGACAGAAUUAUGUGCCUUUUUAACUUAGAAUUUUUUGUUAAAAGUUUUGAUAAAGUCAAAUAUCUCUGUUACUGUUAAAGCUUUUGAAUUGAAACUCAAAGUAGUUAUUUACUAUCAAAGUCAACACCAGGAGACACAAUUCCCAUAACUCAGAUUUGAAUUUUGACAGAGUUAUGUCCCUUUUUAACUUGGAUUUUUUUUUACUGGCAAGGCUCUAAUUCAGAGUCAAGCACUGAGAAAAGUCGAGCGUGCUGUCUUUCGGACAGCUCUUGUGUUUUUAGUAAAUUCUAGUAAAAUUAGAUUUGUUUUACACUUUAGAUAGAUAGUAAACUGAAGAUAUAAGAAUAAAUAUUUAUUCUUUGA